This is a messenger RNA of Leptomonas pyrrhocoris, 1600 nucleotides long. Its product is annotated as pyrroline-5-carboxylate synthetase-like protein. The coding region runs from base 197 to 1600 and encodes 467 amino acids. The transcript has a single exon. Lineage: Eukaryota; Euglenozoa; Kinetoplastea; Trypanosomatida; Trypanosomatidae. Gene Ontology annotation, molecular function: NADP binding; glutamate-5-semialdehyde dehydrogenase (NADP+) activity. The record is from RefSeq and is a predicted model, not a curated record.
AGUACUUAUCCGAACUGCUUGCUUCCUCUUACAUCCGUAGUGCCAUAGUGUUUUCAGCUCCCUUUUUUUUUAAGCUGAGCAAGGGACACUUGAUAUUCAUUGGGUACGUGCCUCUCGAAGAAACACGCUUCUUUAAAACGAAAAUACUGGCAAGCCAAAGCACGACAAGCACCACUGCAAUUAUUAUUUGACAUUCAUGAGCGCAUCCGCCGAGACGCCGGUGGACACUGCCGUGUUGCAGCGGUACGCCGAGGAAGCCCGCUCCGGCUCUGCGGCGCUGAGUGACUUGUCACACACAGACCGUCAAGUCAUGCUACGCGCGGUAGCCCGGUCUCUCCUCGACCAUGAAGCGCAUAUCCUUGCCGCCAACAAGCUAGACAUGGAGGCGGCCAAGGUGAACAACGUUGCGGCUCCUUUGUUGAAGCGACUGGAGCUGACCAAGAGUAAGCUGGACACCCUAGUCGAGGGCAUCCGGACUCUCGCCGAGAUGCCCGACCCGAUCGGCCAAAUUUUGUCUGCGCGGGAAUUGGAUGAUGACAUGCUGUUGGUGAAGCAGACAGCACCUAUCGGUGUGCUCCUCGUGGUCUUCGAGUCGCGGCCCGACAGUCUACCUCAGAUCGCGUCGCUCGCGCUUUGCUCCGGCAACGGGCUGUUGUUGAAGGGCGGCCGCGAGGCGGAGCAUUCCAACGCGGCCUUGCACGACGUCAUCGUCUCCGCCGUCGAGGCGAGCACGCAGGGACGGGUGCCACGCGGCGUGGUCGGCCUUGUCACCAAUCGGGCCGACGUCUAUGGCCUUCUGCACCUGGACGGCUACAUUGAUCUUGUGGUGCCGCGUGGAAGCAACGCCAUGGUGCAGAACAUCCAGCGCUCCACACGCAUUCCCGUGCUGGGCCACGCGGAUGGCAUCUGCCACGUCUACGUACACAAGGACGCGGACUUCACCAAGGCGCUGGCGGUGGCCAUUGACGCAAAGCUGAACUACCCGGCUGCCUGCAACGCGGCCGAGACGCUGCUGCUCCACGCAGACCUGCUGACGCUGCCCGCGCACGACACCACCGCUGCACAGUUUCUCGUCCGUGGGAUGGAGGAGGCGGGGGUGCGCUUCUACGGGGGUCCGCGUGCGGUGGCAGCCGGCCUGGCAAAGGAGCCCGUCGGCUCGUUCCACACCGAGUACGGCGACGCGCACAUGGCGGUGGAGGUGGUGGACUCGCUGGACGCGGCCAUCGCGCACGUCAACUGUUACGGCUCCCACCACACCGACGCCAUCCUCGCCACCGACGCGGCGGCGGCGGCCGAGUUUGAGCGGCGGGUGGAGAGCGCGUGCGUUUUCCACAACUGCUCCACGCGGUUUGCGGAUGGCUUCCGGUUCGGGUUGGGCGCGGAGGUCGGCAUCAGCACCGCCCGCAUCCAUGCGCGGGGUCCGGUGGGGGUGGAGGGUCUGUUGACGCAGAAGUGGGUGCUGCGGCCAAAGGUGGUGGCCGGCACCGUGAAGGACCGCUAUGCCACAGUGAGCGAGUUCCAGAGCGGCGAUCACCACUUCACCCACAAGGAUGUGACACGGGCGCUGCAAGACGACGCGGCGGCAGGUGGGCAGCGGUAA